Rotaria sp. Silwood2 is the source of this 741-nucleotide messenger RNA. The record is from the annotation of a GenBank genome assembly. NCBI's taxonomy places the organism in Eukaryota, Metazoa, Rotifera, Eurotatoria, Philodinida, Philodinidae.
CAAUAUCACCCUCCAUAAAUUUCGUCUGGGUCCCAUGCUCUGAAGACGAGAUAUCGAAUACUCAAAAAAUCUUAGAUCUGCCACUGAGGAAACUACCAGACUACAAAAAUCUUGAAAGAAUUUGUAUUCUACUAGAGUUUUAAUCGAGACGCUGAGUUUUUAUCGAGAAACAUCAAAUUUUUAUGUUCCAGUUUUUUUAGUUUUUUGAAUAACCAAUAUGAAUUUCUGUAAUUCAUAGUUACUUGUCAACCAAUUCAGCCAAUUGUCUUACAUUUACCACAGUUGAAACGUCUCGAAGUGAGAGAACCAUGUGACAUAUUUCAUCUAGUUCAAGCCGCUCCUAAUCUCAGACGUUUAAAAAUCGAUUUCAGUUGCUUAAAUAUUAUACUCAACUAUGUAUCUACAUGUGAAUUAUUGCAGAAACGAAUUGUAUAUCUUGAAAUUAUCAAUUUUCAUGACGGUGAUUUGAUACAAUUAGACACCAUUGCACAAAAGUUGAAUAAUCUUCGUGAUCUUAGCCUAUGGUUGGAGGAUCCACAAGCUAUCAUCGAUUCACUUAUUCUACAAGUGCUUUUAUUAUGGAAAGAUAAUAAUAUUCGUUGCCUUUGUAUCAGAGGUUUGUUGACAGAUGAGGUCAGUAAAAAUCUUCGACAAUGGCUUAUCAAUCAUAGUCAUUUACAUCAAGAAAAUUCAUUCUUUGUUGAACACGAGAAAAAUUGGAUUGUUAUUUGGCUUCAAUGA